Molecule: messenger RNA, 2078 nt
Organism: Thalassophryne amazonica
Lineage: Eukaryota; Metazoa; Chordata; Actinopteri; Batrachoidiformes; Batrachoididae
Product: keratin, type II cytoskeletal 8-like
Exons: 9
Coding region: 72-1541 (489 amino acids)
Biological process (GO): intermediate filament organization; keratinization
Cellular component (GO): keratin filament
Molecular function (GO): structural constituent of skin epidermis
Source: RefSeq, a predicted model, not a curated record
GUCUGACACUCAGAGGGACUCAGCUCUCCUUUUGAAGUCUGCUCAUCUUCAGUUCUCUCUAGCGUGCAGAGAUGACGUCUUACAGAUAUUCAAGCAGUGGCUCAACCAAGAUCACUAGGCCCGCCCGAAGCUUGAUCACUGGAGCUUCGCGAUCUUCGCAACGCUCAAGUAGAAUCUCUGUUUCUGGUGGUGGUGGUUCUGGCUUUGCAUCUGGCUACAGUUCUGGCUUUAGUUCUAUUCCUAGUGUGCAGAGUACUAGAAGUUUCAGUACUUAUUCUGUUGGCGGUGGGGGUAUGGGCAGUAUGGGCAGUAUGGGAGGUAAUUUCGUGCCGCCUACAAUCCAACCUGUCAGCUACAAUCAAAACCUGCUGAAUCCCGUGAAUGUGGAGGUUGACCCCAACUUCCAGGUUAUCCGCACCAAGGAGAAGAAUGACAUCAAGUCUCUGAACGACCGCUUUGUCAACUUCAUUGAAAAGGUGCGCUUCCUGGAGCAGCAGAACAAGAUGCUGGAGACCAAAUGGGAACUCAUGCAAGGACAGACCACCGCCCGAUCCAACAUCGAACCCAUGUUCGAAGCUUAUAUCGCCAACCUGCGCAGACAGCUCGACGGUCUCGGCAAUGAGAAGGUCAAGCUGGAGUCAGAGCUGAAGAACAUGCAGGGCCUGGUUGAGGACUUCAAGAAAAAGUAUGAAGAUGAAAUCAACAAGCGUGCAGCUGCAGAGAAUGAAUUUGUGCUGCUGAAGAAGGAUGUUGAUGCAGCUUACAUGAACAAGGUGGAGUUGGAAGCCAAAGUUGAUUCUCUCCAAGAUGAAAUCAACUUCCUCAAGGCUGUUUACGAGGCUGAGCUGCUCGAGCUGCAGAGCCAAAUCACAGACACCUCGGCCGUUGUGGAGAUACAAAACAACCGUGACUUGAACAUGGAUGAGAUCAUUGCCGAUGUGCGUGCUCAGUAUGAGGACAUGGCUAACAAAAGCAAGGCUGAUGCAGAAAACUGGUAUCAUACAAAGUAUAAGGAGAUGCAAUCCACUGCUGGACAAUAUGAUGAGGACCUGCGCUCAACCAAGAGUGAGAUUGCUGAGCUGAACCGCAUGAUCGCCCGUCUUCAGAGUGAGAUUGAGGCUAUCAAGGCACAGAGGGCAAAUCUGGAGGCGCAGAUUGCAGAGGCUGAGGAGCGUGGAGAGCUGGCAGUGAAGGACGCCAAGCAACGUAUUAAAGACCUGGAGAUGGCUCUUCAGAAAGCCAAACAGGAUAUGGCCAGACAGGUGCGCGAAUACCAGGAGCUGAUGAACGUCAAGCUGGCAUUGGACAUUGAGAUUGCCACCUACAGGAAGUUGCUGGAAGGAGAGGAGAACAGAUUGAAUAGUGGAGGUCCUUCAGCAACCAUCCAUGUGCAGCAGACGUCUGGAGGUGGCGGAUUAUCCAUGAGCCAGGGUGGAUAUGGCUACAGCGCUGGAGGUUUCGGCUCUGGUUCCAGUUUCUCUCGCAGCGGUGGUGUCAUCACCAAAUCUGUCACCACUAAAACAAACAAAACCCUGUUUUAAAAAAAGGAGAGCAGCCCCUCUAUACCUUCAGAAACUCUAUAUUUGAUCUGUACACAUUCAUGGUGCUAUGUAACAUUGUUAAACUGUGUCAGUGAGAGUCGAAUAUCGAGUGAUCCUAAGAAUUCUCAAAAUUGAGCCAUUAAAAGAAAAACAACUGGAUUGUGUUACACUGCCAACAAGUGUGCUUCAGGGGUCACAAGCUGUUUGGGUUUUUAACUGUUCAGCAUCAUUUAAAAGGAGUUUCUUUUGGUUUACAAGACAACAUUUUCUUUCUGCACUGACAUUCAACAAUAAGUAAACGGAAAAGCACAAAAACCAUGAAACAAAGGAUUUAGUGAACUUGUAAAACUAAGCAGAAACAUUUUCAAACACUUUUUGUACCACCUGCAUGUCUAACACAAGCUCUGACAGCUGAAAAUAAGCCAAAUUAAGAUACCUGAGAAAUAUAAUACAUGAAAUGUUUGGAAGAAAAUGUUUUUCUGCUUAAUUUUCCAUUUCCUUUGCCUUCCCAUAAAAAUAAAGUCAUUUGGAAUCCAG